AAGAGCUGAAAAUGUGGACAAGCGUAGCGAUAUAAAAAUCGCGUCCGUGCCGUCGGGGCGUAAACAGUCAGUUUAUCACGAUGUGGUGGCUGGAAGGGCUUAGGUCGGGGAUGGGCCGUCUGGAGAUCCUGUUGCUUGUUUACACCUUGCUCUGCUCUCUCGGAGAUUGCCUGUUUGUAACAGACUAUUUCACCCGGACGCCUCGCAAGCUCAACGCCUACCGCUCUUUUGCCAGCGUGGAGCUGUUCCACUUCAACGUGCCUGAAGACACCGUGGUGGCUGUUUGGAACCUCAUCACCUUCAAGGAGCAGGGGGGCACCUUCGGAGACAGCUGCCCAGACCGCAACGUGACAGUGUACUUCAGGUCAGGAGCUCCACCUGUAAUCAACCCCCUCCAGACAAGUUUUCCAAAGGACACUAUUGUACCAGGCUCCUUCGCUGUCACUUUGACAUGGACGCUGCCCAACCGCACCACAGGGGUUUUCAAUGUCACCAGCCCCCUCCCAGGAGACUGGUUCCUGGCUGCACAUUUACCAAAGGAUAAGGGGAAGAUCUCAGUCAAGGGUCUUCUCGAGGAAUGUCAGUACCUCUUUCAACCUCAGCUCAUUGUUCAGAGGCUCAUUGGGAUUUCAGUGCUGUAUCCUGGUUACUUCAUUGACCAGAUGAUUCCUCUUCACAAUAGAUCUGUACUCUACAAAGUGUUCAUCCCAAACUACAUCUCUCGGGUGAAGGUACAGCUUGUGGACUGCAAUACAAAGAACAAAAGUGGGGAGAGCUGUCCGGUUUUGUUGAAAAUCCGCUCGAGGGCCCCGCCGGUGCAUAACUCUAGCGCCGUGGACUGCAGAGAGAAUGUUCCCUGUGAGCUGGAGGUCCCACUGCCAUCCUGGGAGCAGUGGUACUAUAUUUUGGUGGAGCGUUACCUCAGUAGCUCAGAUGUGUACUUUCGCAUUGGCGUUCAGGUUAAAG
Sinocyclocheilus rhinocerous is the source of this 966-nucleotide messenger RNA. RefSeq names its product transmembrane protein 8A-like. The transcript has 5 exons. Lineage: Eukaryota; Metazoa; Chordata; Actinopteri; Cypriniformes; Cyprinidae. The record is from RefSeq and is a predicted model, not a curated record. Gene Ontology annotation, cellular component: membrane. The annotation marks the transcript as partial.